GUUCUCAGCUUUCGCUCCCCGGGCCGGCCACCAGACUUUCCAGGUCCGAGGCCUGGGUUUCCCAUCGGCCUGCGGGACUCGGCCUCUGAGGAGAAUGGAUCCUUCUUUGGAUGUGUGGGACCUCUCCUCACCUUUAUUAUCAUUAUGGAUAAACAGGUUUUACAUUUACUUGGGCUUUGCUUUUGGCCUUAGCCUUUGGAUUUUUUUCCAAAUUGUCAUCAAGAAGCAGGCCAAGAACUCGCAGACGUCUAUUCCAAAAGCAACUCAGGAUUUGAUGACAAAUGAUUAUAUCUCCCUUCACAAGAAGCAAAUAUUUGUAUCUGGAGUGAAGAUUUUCUAUGGUUCUCAGACUGGUACAGCAAAAGGAUUUGCAGCACUUCUUGCUGAAGCAGUUACUUCUCUCAAUCUGCCGGUGGAAGUUAUUAAUCUGAAAGAGUACGAUCCAGAUGAUCAUCUGACGGAAGAGAUUGCCAGUCAAAAUGUCUGUGCCUUCCUGGUUGCUACGUACACCGAUGGGCGCCCACCGGAGAGUGCGGAGUGGUUCUGCAGGUGGCUGGAGGAUGCGGCCAGUGACUUCCGGUUCAGCAAAACUUACCUGAAGGGUAUGAGAUAUGCGGUGUUUGGCCUGGGAAAUUCUGCCUAUCUAAGCCACUUCAACAAGGUUGGCAAAAGCGUGGACAAGUGGCUCUGGAUGCUCGGAGCGCGCCGCGUGCUAGCUCGAGGGGAGGGCGACUGCGACGUGGUCAGAAGCAAGCAUGGCAGCAUUGAAGCCGACUUCAUGGCCUGGAAGGCCAAGUUCAUCUCCCGGCUUCAGGUGCUUGAGAAAGGAGAGAACAAAUCCUGUGGUAGUCACUGUAAGAAAGGCAAGUGUGAGUCCAAGUCGCCUGGCUCGGAGGAGGAGACAGAGCCGGGGUCGCACCCUCAACAUGGAUCGCAGCCCAGAGACCCUGAGGAAGAAGAGCCCUGGGAGAGCUCCAGUGAGGAGGAGUCGGGGCCAGACGAGCACCUGAGCCUAAAUUCUGUCGUUGACGUCGAGGAUCUUGGCGAAAUUAUGAAUCGCAUGAAGAAGGAAAAGAGAGAAAAGGAUCACCGGGAAGGAAACACUAGUUUGUUCAGGAACACAGGGAAGAGUGAUGGCAGUGAGGGAAGAGCGAUGAUAACGCCUGCUCUCCGAGAAGCCCUUGUGAAACAAGGUUAUCAGCUGAUUGGGAGCCACUCUGGGGUGAAGCUUUGCAGGUGGACAAAGUCCAUGCUUCGAGGGAGAGGAGGUUGCUAUAAACACACAUUCUACGGCAUCGAAAGCCAUCGCUGCAUGGAAACCACCCCAAGUUUGGCCUGUGCAAAUAAAUGCGUCUUCUGUUGGCGGCACCACACCAAUCCCGUGGGCAUGGAGUGGCGUUGGAAGAUGGACCAGCCUGAGAUGAUCUUAAAGGAAGCCGUGGAGAACCAUCAGAACAUGAUUAAACAGUUUAAAGGUGUGCCAGGUGUCAAACCAGAGCGCUUUGAGGAAGGGAUGAAGGUGAAGCACUGCGCCUUGUCCCUUGUGGGAGAGCCAAUAAUGUAUCCGGAGAUCAACAGGUUCCUGCAGCUGCUCCACCACUGUAAAAUCUCCAGCUUCCUGGUCACCAACGCACAGUUCCCUGCGGAAAUCAUAAACCUGAAGCCAGUUACUCAGCUGUAUGUCAGUGUGGAUGCCAGCACCAAAGAUAGUCUGAAGAAAAUUGACCGCCCACUCUUCAAGGAUUUCUGGCAAAGAUUCCUUGACAGUUUAAAAGCCUUAGCAGCAAAGCCACAGCGCACUGUCUACAGAUUGACCCUCGUGAAGUCCUGGAAUGUGGACGAACUCCAGGCCUAUGCUGAGCUCGUAUCCUUGGGACAUCCCGACUUCAUUGAAGUGAAGGGUGUUACCUACUGUGGAGAAAGUUCAGCGAGCAGCUUGACCAUGGCCAAUGUGCCCUGGCACGAGGAGGUUGUCCGCUUUGUCCGUGAGUUGGUGGAUUUGAUCCCUGACUAUGAAAUCGCAUGUGAACACGAACAUUCCAACUGCCUCUUGAUAGCGCACAGAAAGUACAAGAUUGAUGGAGAAUGGUGGACGUGGAUUGAUUAUAACCGCUUCCAGGAACUCAUCCAGGAAUAUGAAGAUAGCGGAGAAUCCAGAACUUUCCGUGCAGAGGAUUACAUGGCCCGAACUCCUCACUGGGCCUUGUUUGGUGCCAGAGAAAGAGGCUUUGAUCCCAAGGACAUGAGACACCAGAGGAAGAGCGGAUCAAAAAACAUUGCUGGACAUUGAGCUUGUCUGAUGUCAUCAUGCUAAAGGACAAGGACGGUGGAUCCAGAAUGUCCUUAGACUCCCGUGACUUCCCAGAACAAAUCCUGCCACUUAGAUGUCAUCCAGACAGAAUGCAAGUCGUGCGACUAGGCUGGAGGGACAGCACCCACCCGUUGAGUUUCUAGACUUGGCCCCAAUGUUUCUUGCCAGAACUCGGGCCCCUUCCUGAUUAUUUCUGAGCUGAACAUCAUUUUGUGGGGGAGGGGAAGACAGUCAUUAUUGGAACUUAAUUAAUACUUUUGAGUCAUGUUUUAGUGAGACUUUCUAAACUACUAUUCAUGAGUGUUGUGUUAGGAAUAAACAGCUAUGCCUCUUCUUCGUUCUGGGUUUUUGGUUUUUUGUGGAGCAGCCAUUUAGCAUUGAGUUGUGCCACGCUGAGCUAAUGCAUCUGCUCCAAGAUCAGCACUGUCCUUUCCUGAUGCCUUUAUACAAUACCUCCUGGAAAUAAUUUGAGUUGUCACAAUUUUCAAAUAUUCUUAAAUACUGCACCAAUUGCAUUAACAUUUUGCUUUUUACCAACCACAUAUCAAAUUGUUUUGGAUCUUACAUGGCACUGGAUCCCCCUGUUCCCAUACAGAUUUUAUGGGCAGGGACAGAACAGAAGCCCUGUCACUGAGAGAGAUCCCUUGAUGGUUGCACUGAGUACUUAGCCUCAGCAGCACACUCUGGAGUGAGGAGUCUACAGAGUUGUGAAGGCUACGUCCAGCUCUUCACCACAGGCAGGCCGCCAUCUUUGUUCACUCCUGUGGCCCUCGCUGCUCCCCACAACCCAUUCUUUAAGAUUUGGAUUGUUUCUAGCUAAAAACAUCAUACUUACUAUUUUUACUCCAGGUUGUCAAAGUUAUUUUAAAAUUCUCUUAUCCAAAAAGUUAAAUUAAUAAAGGUCUUUUAUAAAGACUUCAGGCAUGAAUAUUCUUUUAUGUGCUUAAAGAGCCCUCUGGUCACAUGGUUCUGAGCCUUAUCAGACCCGCCUUCUC
This is a messenger RNA of Fukomys damarensis (Damara mole-rat), 3306 nucleotides long. Its product is annotated as S-adenosyl-L-methionine-dependent tRNA 4-demethylwyosine synthase TYW1. Gene Ontology annotation, molecular function: 4 iron, 4 sulfur cluster binding; FMN binding; catalytic activity. The record is from RefSeq and is a predicted model, not a curated record. The transcript is spliced from 16 exons. Gene Ontology annotation, biological process: wybutosine biosynthetic process. Lineage: Eukaryota; Metazoa; Chordata; Mammalia; Rodentia; Bathyergidae. Bases 95 to 2290 code for a protein of 731 amino acids.